AUGAGAUUGUUUGAGAAUAGUUAUGAUUUUGAGUACCCUUGGGCUCAUGUUACUGCUGCGAACUGGAAGAAGUAUCCAAACGAGAUCUCGACUCAUGUAGUUGCAGUUGACGUUUUGAGAAGGGAGUUGAAGGAUGAUGGGAAGUUGUUGGUCACUGAAAGACUGAUUACUUGUAAACAGGGUGUCCCUAGAUGGAUCAUGAUGAUGUUGGGUGGUAGCAAUGUUAGUUAUAUUCGUGAAGUUUCAAGUGUUGAUAUUGAAGCGAAAAAAUUGACUAUGAGGAGUUGUAAUUUGACUUACUCUAACUUGUUAAAGGUUUAUGAGACUGUCAACUACGAGCCUCAUCCAAAUGAUCCUGAGAAUAAGACUUUGUUCACCCAGGAGGCCCAGAUUACGGCUUAUGGUGCCAUUACAAGAAUUUGCAAUAAACUUGAGGAAUGGUCCGUACAAAGAUUCCAUGAUAAUGCGUUAAAGGGUAAGAUGGGGUUCGAUUCAGUGUUGGUUAAAUUCGAACAACACUGGGAACAAAGAGAAAAAUACGUCGAUGAAAUCGGUACUACUAUCAGAAAUAAAGUUAACGAAACUGUCGAAGACAUAAAAAUUACUGCGGAAGAUUUGUUAAAGGAAACUGAAAGAAAGAAAUCCAUAUUGUACCAACACCGUGAGCUUCUAAGAGACGCUUUCGAGGAUAACAGAGUUUAA
Vanderwaltozyma polyspora DSM 70294 is the source of this 702-nucleotide messenger RNA. It is a transcript of the gene UPS3, whose product is annotated as Ups3p. The transcript has a single exon. Gene Ontology annotation, cellular component: mitochondrial intermembrane space. The record is from RefSeq and is a predicted model, not a curated record. Gene Ontology annotation, biological process: phospholipid transport. Bases 1 to 702 code for a protein of 233 amino acids. NCBI's taxonomy places the organism in Eukaryota, Fungi, Ascomycota, Saccharomycetes, Saccharomycetales, Saccharomycetaceae. Gene Ontology annotation, molecular function: phosphatidic acid transfer activity.